UGCAGUUCGGCGGCCGGUUGCCCGAUUUUUAUUCUUGUCAACGUCAACCCCACUACCCCACUUCUAUCGUUCUUGUCGUUGUUUCGGCGUGCCUGUCUGACCGCCAUUUUGUUUAUAUGGUUGUGUGGAAAGUGAGAUAUUCUCUGAAUUGAGCAGUAUUCAGCCGUUUUUCGUGGUGAUAUGAUAUAACCAACUGCAGUUUGUCAUCGCAGUGAUUUUCAACUGCAAGGAACUAUGUCUCGUUACGGUGAUUGCAAAGUAUAUGUCGGUGAUUUGGGGAAUAACGCCAGUAAACCCGAACUUGAAGAUGCAUUCUCUUAUUAUGGGCCUCUAAGAAAUGUUUGGGUAGCAAGAAAUCCUCCCGGCUUUGCCUUCGUAGAGUUUGAAGAUCCUCGUGAUGCGGAAGACGCGAUUCGCGGUUUGGACGGUCGGACCAUUUGCGGACGCCGAGCCCGUGUAGAAAUGUCCAACGGUGGACGAGGUUAUGGCCGAGGGCCACCUCCACGCUCUCGUUUGCCGCCUCGCCCUUAUGAUGACCGCUGCUAUGAUUGUGGAGACAGAGGACAUUAUGCUCGGGACUGCACUCGUCGGCGCCGUCGAAGCCGUUCGAGGUCGCGUCGCCGCACACGCUCCCGCUCACCGCGCUCCGGCUCCCGGUCCCGAAGCCGCAGCCGCUCCCGCUCCCGUUCCAAGGGUCGCUCGAUGUCCCGAUCCAGGUCACGGUCUCCAUCCAAAGAGUCUAAAAAGUCCAACUAGACACAACUAUACAAGACACGGAAAUAAAAUUUAUUCCAUUAAUUUAGAUUCUUAUUGUAUGCAUAGAGCUUUCAUUUGAUUCAUGUUGAGUGUCUGCUUUACAUUCUGUUCUAUUGCAUACUGCAUACAUUUUUAAGAACAACAAUUUCAUCAUUCCUUUGUAAUAAUUGCUUGUGUAAAGGUACAUUUUAUAUUACUUUCACAUAAUCAAUACAAUAAAGUGACUUGGUUUAUUAUAA
This is a messenger RNA of Pectinophora gossypiella (pink bollworm), 995 nucleotides long. Its product is annotated as serine/arginine-rich splicing factor 7-like. Gene Ontology annotation, cellular component: nuclear speck. Gene Ontology annotation, biological process: mRNA splicing, via spliceosome. Gene Ontology annotation, molecular function: RNA binding; zinc ion binding. Bases 235 to 756 code for a protein of 173 amino acids. Lineage: Eukaryota; Metazoa; Arthropoda; Insecta; Lepidoptera; Gelechiidae. The transcript is spliced from 4 exons. The record is from RefSeq and is a predicted model, not a curated record.